This is a messenger RNA of Aspergillus alliaceus, 1062 nucleotides long. Its product is annotated as beta-ketoacyl [acyl carrier protein] synthase domain-containing protein. Lineage: Eukaryota; Fungi; Ascomycota; Eurotiomycetes; Eurotiales; Aspergillaceae. Gene Ontology annotation, biological process: fatty acid biosynthetic process; secondary metabolite biosynthetic process. The coding region runs from base 1 to 1062 and encodes 353 amino acids. The transcript is spliced from 3 exons. Gene Ontology annotation, molecular function: 3-oxoacyl-[acyl-carrier-protein] synthase activity; fatty acid synthase activity. The record is from RefSeq and is a predicted model, not a curated record.
AUGGAUUAUCAACGAUCUGAGCCCAUCGCUAUUGUCGGCAACGGUUGCCGUUUCCCCGGUGCUGCCAAUUCUCCUGCUGCUCUCUGGCAGCUGCUGGAAAGUCCACGUGAUAUCUUGACGGAGAUACCUAAAGAACGUUUUGAUGUGCGAGGCCGGUACUACAGAGACAGGGAUCACCAUGGCAUGUCCAAUGUUCUACACUCCUACACCCUGGAGGAGAAUCUUACCAAGUUUGAUGCCAACUUCUUUAACAUUAGUGCAGGUGAGACUGAGUCUAUUGAUCCUCAGCAGCGCCUCUUGCUGGAAACUGUCUACAAGGCCCUUGAAGCUGGCAGCCACACCAUCCAGUCUUUACGUGGCUCUGACACUGCCGUCUAUGUUGGUGUUAUGGGAGGGGACCAUGAAACCAGCCUUCUCAGAGAUGCCAACAGUCUACCAACAUACUUUGCGACUGGCACAUCGCGCGCAAUUCUUUCAAACCGAAUCUCUUACUUUUUCAAUUGGCGUGGACUGUCUAUGACUAUUGACACAGCAUGCUCUUCGAGUAUGAUCGCUGUUACUCUGCUUCUGGGCCCUGAAAUAUAUGUGGCCGAGAGUAACAUGCACAUGCUGUUGCCCACAGGCAGAUCCCGCAUGUGGGAUGCUGAUGCUGACGGCUAUGCUCGCGGCGACGGUAUCGCGACUGUUGUUCUUAAGAAGCUGAUCAAUGCUCUUGCUGAUGGCGACCACAUUGAAUGUAUCAUCCGUGAGACUGGCAUCAACCAAGAUGGCUGCACACAGGGAAUCACUGUACCAAGCUCGGAGGCGCAAGCUGCACUUAUCCGCCGCACCUAUGCUCAAGCUGGUCUUGACCUUGCAAAUCCCGCCGACAGACCCCAGUUUUUUGAGGCACAUGGCACCGGUACCAAGGUAGGAGGCCCUAAGGAAGCAGCCGCAAUCCACUCCACCUUUGGAGGACUUGACAGUGAUCCUUUGUAUGUUGGGUCAAUCAAGACCGUCAUUGGUCACACGGGGGGUGCUGCUGGAAUAGCCAGUCUACUCAAAGCGUCACUAUCCCUUUAA